AUGGCCAUGUUUCUUCACUGUAUAUACAUUUGUACAGCUUUUUUCAUCUUUUCUGCAUUCACAAAUGGUGAGUUUCAAGUAAGAUCAAGCAGGAAAUUGUCAGACGACGACGAUAUGAUCACUGUCGAUGCAUCGGGCCACACGGGGUUUUCGACUAUUCAAGCAGCCAUUGAUUCUGUCCCUUCAAACAACCAGAAUUGGAUUUCCAUCUAUGUCAAAGCUGGAGUUUAUAAUGAGCAGGUGAAAAUCCCUCCGGACAAGACAUUCAUCCAUCUCAGAGGAGAAGGAAUAGGGAAAACUAAUGUUGUAUGGGGUGCACAUGACACAAUGUUGACUUCCGCAACGUUUGCGUCUAUGGCUGAUAAUAUCAUCGUAUCGGGGUUUACUUUUGUGAAUUCUUACAAUUAUCCCCCAAGCAAGAACGGGAGUCCGGUGAAGCCGGCGGUGGCCGCGAAGAUCUCCGGCGACAAGUCGGCUUUCUAUGAGUGCAGUUUCUUGGGGUUUCAGGACACGUUGUUGGAUGAUGCGGGCAGACACUAUUUCAAGCUUUGUAACAUUGAAGGAGCCAUUGAUUUCAUCUUUGGAGGUGGUCAAUCCAUUUAUGAGGUAACUAUCAAUCUGCAUUUGGCUAUAUAUCUUAAAUAG
Sesamum indicum (sesame) is the source of this 645-nucleotide messenger RNA. Lineage: Eukaryota; Viridiplantae; Streptophyta; Magnoliopsida; Lamiales; Pedaliaceae. The record is from RefSeq and is a predicted model, not a curated record.